Messenger RNA from Branchiostoma floridae (Florida lancelet), 557 nucleotides. RefSeq lists its product as uncharacterized. The transcript is spliced from 3 exons. Lineage: Eukaryota; Metazoa; Chordata; Leptocardii; Amphioxiformes; Branchiostomatidae. The record is from RefSeq and is a predicted model, not a curated record. The coding region runs from base 52 to 435 and encodes 127 amino acids.
UGCUGGGACACCCCGUGUACCACCGGCCCUGCGCCCCGGGGGGAACCGUGUAUGACCCCGCCAGACUGGAGUGCAGGUGGCCCUAUGAAGUGUCCGGCCCGUGCCGAGCUUACACCGUACCAUCUAGCCAGACUGAACGAUUCUCGUGUGCGGGGAAGGCGCCCGGUCACUACCCUGAUCCUGACAGCUGCAGCCGGUACUACGAGUGUACCCUGCUCAGCAGUGAGCCGUUCCACCGGGACUGUCCACCUGGAGGCCUGGUGUUUGACGCCGGUAGACAGUAUUGCACCUGGCCGUGGAGCGUGGCCGGACCCUGUGGGGAUUACGGACAGUGAGGGAAUAUGCGCAGUUUUUCGAGACCCGUCGACUCAUCUCAGCUGGACUGAGGCCUACGUCAUACGAAGAAGUGAACUUAUAGUUUGUCUAAAAUUCUAAAUACCCAAAAAAAAUUCAUUUUGUAUAUUUCAUUCGUUCAUUAUAUGUAACAUGAUACAUUGGUUGCCAUUUAUUUGGAAUACGUGUGCAAUAUCCUGGGGGCAUUUGGAAGUUUCUAAAGG